Messenger RNA from Aegilops tauschii subsp. strangulata, 1588 nucleotides. NCBI's taxonomy places the organism in Eukaryota, Viridiplantae, Streptophyta, Magnoliopsida, Poales, Poaceae. The record is from RefSeq and is a predicted model, not a curated record.
UCGUGCACGCGGUCGUGCACCUCCUGCGGUUUGCCAUCAAUUGCUAUCGGUCUCACAAGUGGGUCCCCUUGUCAUCCACACAACCGCGCCACCACAUGUACCACAUUUUUCUUUCUCCCCGUCCCGGCCACUCCACAUCUUUCUUUCUCCCCUUCUCGACCAGCGCCGCCGCCGCCGCCAUCUCCCGACGACCCCUCUCUUCGCUGCCGGUGCGCGGCCGCCGCCAACUCCGGCAAAAUGGAGGAAGCACCAUGUGGACGCUGCAACUCACGGUGCCGGACCAGCCUUUCUACUGCCACGCUGUUCGGCAUCUACUUCCAGCCUUCUUUUGUUGUUGCAGCGAUCGUACCAUGCAAUGUGAGAUUGGCAUUCAAUGAGCUCAUCGGAGACACCGUGACCUUCGACGCUCUUGGGGGCCCAUACACUAUGCAGGUCGAGAAGGGGCGAAAGAUAACCCAGAUAGGAGGAGAUGAUUGGGAUCGUUUCAUCGCCCGCAUGCGUCUUAGUGGGGGUGAAUUGAUCAGCUUCUCCUUCAGAAGAGAUAGGCCCAGGAUUUCUGUUAUCUAUCUAAAUUUGAUUCCGGAUAGUGAGGAUGAAGUUCAUGAGGAGGAAGAUGGUGCUGAUUCAGAUGAUGACGAUUCAGAUGAUGAUGAGAACCCACUUGUUGAAUACCUGUAUGCCCAAGGACUCAGACUGGGCGACGAGGAAAUCGGCAACCUCUGGGACAUGCUUCCGCUACGUGAAGACUACCUAGGGAAGCCAUUCGUGACCCGCCUCACAUGGACGAAUGUUAAACGACAUAUCAUGGUAUGUUACUUAGUGUGGUAAUUACAUGAUAUGCAUGCUUAGUUAGUGUAGUAGUUCAUAUGAUAUGCAUGUUGUAGUACUGUGAUGAGAGGCCUAGUUUAGAAUUCAUUUAGUGAAGAAUUUUAUGACAUGCAUGUAGUGUAGUAAUAUGCGAUGAUAUGCUUAGUGUACGCAGUAAUCUAAUGAUAUGCCUAAUUACUGUAGUAAUUUGAUGCUUGGCGUAUAGUGUAGUGAUGUGAUGAUAUAUAUGCUCAGUGUUGAAUCCAAUGAUAUAUGUGUCUUGAAGUGUAUGCUUUGUUGAUAAUUGCACGUGACAUGAUCAUAUAUCAUGUCAACUGUUUUCAGAAAUUACCUAAGAGGUUACUUGAUAGCUGUGGCAUCGACCCGGACGAAGAAGGCAUGGCUGCUGGACUACGCCUUACCAGAACGGGCUCCAUCACCAGCUGUGCCUAUGCAGUGGACACGGACGGUCGCACUGUCUUGAGAAGGGCAGGGUGGAAGAAGUUCCUUCGUGGCAAGAAUCUUCGGGUAGGACAGGCCAUCCUACUCACUGUUACGAACACCAGUCGCCAUGACUUGAGGAUGAUGAUGACCAUCCACCUCAUUUAGAACUGGGCUGGGCCAUGUAUCGAUGUGCAAUGAACUUGUUAUGUUAGCUCUUGUUUGCGAGUACUUGUCGUGUAUUACCGUACCUAUAUCUACUCAUAUCUAGGUACUAUUGCUUGUGAUGGAUUGCAACUAUUAUUAACUGAUAACUAAUGCUCUACUAGCUAUGAUUAUU